Molecule: messenger RNA, 4738 nt
Organism: Vitis riparia (riverbank grape)
Lineage: Eukaryota; Viridiplantae; Streptophyta; Magnoliopsida; Vitales; Vitaceae
Exons: 3
Coding region: 37-4596 (1519 amino acids)
Biological process (GO): proteolysis
Molecular function (GO): serine-type endopeptidase activity
Source: RefSeq, a predicted model, not a curated record
CAGUGCCCAUAUGGACUCCAUUCAAGUGAAAGAACCAUGGGGUUUGAUAAUGUGGUUCAUCGUCUCUACUUGAUAUUCCUUGCAUGGAUUUUGUUUACUCUCCAUUUCAGAUCAGCGUCAGGAGAGAGGUCCACGUAUAUCAUCCACAUGGACAAGUCUCUCAUGCCUAAGGCUUUUGCUACCCAUCGCCACUGGUACGCCUCAACCGUCGAUUCCCUCAUGACGGCUGCUUCCACAACAUCCAACGCCGUUCAAUCCACGCCCAAGCUUAUCUACACUUAUGAUCAUGUACUUCAUGGUUUUAGCGCAGUUCUAUCCAAAGGUGAACUGGAGAAGUUACGUAAGUCAACCGCAGGGUUUGUCGCAGCGUACAGUGACAGGACUGUCACACUUGACACCACCCACACUCUUGAGUUUCUCAAACUCAACCAAAUCUCGGGUCUAUGGCCGGCGUCGGAUUUCGGAAAAGACGUCAUUGUUGGCGUUGUCGACACCGGAGUCUGGCCCGAGAGCGCUAGCUUCAAAGAUGAUGGUAUGACCCAAAUUCCAGCAAGGUGGAAGGGGACGUGUGAAGAAGGACAAGAGUUCAACUCUUCCAUGUGUAACCGAAAGCUGAUUGGAGCUAGAUACUUCAAUAAGGGUGUGAUAGCUGCAAAUCCCAGUGUUAACCUAACGAUGAACUCAGCUAGGGACACACAAGGUCAUGGGACUCAUACUUCGUCCACAGCUGCUGGGAAUUACGUGGAAGGCGCGUCCUACUUUGGGUAUGCCAAGGGAACUGCAAGAGGAGUUGCGCCCGGAGCCAGGGUGGCCAUGUAUAAGGUCCUUUGGGAUGAAGGCCGAUACGCUUCUGAUGUUCUUGCUGGUAUGGAUCAAGCUGUCGCGGAUGGUGUUGAUGUGAUUUCCAUUUCCAUGGGAUUUGAUCUAGUGCCAUUGUAUAAGGAUCCUAUAGCUAUAGCUUCAUUUGCUGCCAUGGAGAAGGGUGUGCUAGUUUCAUCUUCAGCUGGGAAUGAAGGCCCAUCUCUUGGGACGUUACACAAUGGAAUCCCAUGGGUGUUGACCGUCGCAGCGGGUACCAUUGAUCGUUCAUUCGCCGGCACUUUGACUCUUGGUAAUGGGUUAACCAUCACAGGAUGGACCAUGUUUCCUGCAAGUGCUUUGGUCCAAGAUCUACCUCUUGUUUAUAACAAGACUUUGUCUGCCUGCAAUUCAUCAGCACUGUUGUCUGGAGCGCCUUAUGGCGUCGUUAUAUGCGACAAAGUAGGAUUUAUUUAUGAACAAUUCCAUCACAUUGCUGCGUCAAAGGUUGGAGCGGCUAUAAUUAUUUCCGACGACCUCGAAUUAUUCGAGUUAGUUGGUGUACCUUGGCCAGUUGUGGUGAUCAGCCCCACGUAUGCAAAAGCUGUGAUUGAUUAUGCCAAAACUGCUCAUAAACCUACAGCCACCAUGAAGUUCCAACAGACCCUCCUGGAUACAAAGCCUGCGCCAGCUGUUGCUUCUUACACAUCGAGAGGUCCUUCCCGCAGCUAUUCUGGUAUCUUGAAGCCAGACGUGAUGGCACCAGGGUCAUUGGUUUUGGCUGCUUGGAUUCCAAAUUCUGAGGCUGCAAUAAUUGGAAGUUUGUCGUUGUCCAGUGAUUACAAUAUGAUUUCCGGGACAUCCAUGGCCUGUCCACAUGCUUCUGGCGUGGCUGCACUGCUGAGAGGAGCACACCCGGAAUGGAGCGUGGCUGCUAUUCGGUCCGCCAUGGUGACCACAGCAAACCCAUACGAUAAUACUUUUAAUAACAUACGGGAUAACGGAUUAAGUUUCGAAAUUGCUUCUCCUCUCGCCAUGGGAGCCGGCCAAAUUGAUCCGAACAGAGCACUUGACCCAGGUCUAAUAUACGAUGCAACUCCACAAGACUACGUCAAUCUCCUCUGCUCCAUGAAUUUCACCACCAAGCAAAUCUUAACCAUCACCAGAUCAAACACUUACACUUGCUCCAACCCAUCUCCAGACCUGAAUUACCCAUCCUUUAUCGCUCUAUACAACAACAAAUCAACGGCAUUCGUCCAGAAAUUCCAGAGAACUGUGACGAAUGUGGGAGAUGGAUCAUCAAGUUAUAAGGCUAUUGUGACAGCACCGAAGGGCUCCAAAGUCAUGGUCUCACCAGCGACAUUGGCCUUCGAGAACAAGUAUGAAAAACUGAGCUACACUCUGACUAUGGAGUAUAAGAGUGAGAAGGAUGGCAAGGUGUCGUUUGGCUCGCUUACAUGGAUUGAAGAUGAUGGAAAACAUACUGUGAGGAGCCCCAUAGUGGUCAUGGGGUUUGAUAAUGUGGUUCAUCGUCUCUACUUGAUAUUCAUUGCAUGGAUUUUGUUUACUCUCCAUUUCAGAUCAGCGUCAGGAGAGAGGUCCACGUAUAUCAUCCACAUGGACAAGUCUCUCAUGCCUAGGGCUUUUGCUACCCAUCACCACUGGUACGCCUCCACCGUCGAUUCCCUCAUGACGGCUGCUUCCACAACAUCCAACGCCGUUCAAUCCACGCCCAAGCUUAUCUACACUUAUGACCAUGUACUUCAUGGUUUUUGCGCAGUUCUAUCCAAAGAUGAACUGGAGAAGUUACGUAAGUCAACCGCAGGGUUUGUCUCAGCGUACAGUGACAGCACUGUCACACUUGACACCACCCACACCCUUGAGUUUCUCAAACUCAACCAAAUCUCGGGUCUAUGGCCGGCGUCGGAUUUCGGAAAAGACGUCAUUGUUGGCGUUGUCGACACCGGAGUCUGGCCCGAGAGCGCUAGCUUCAAAGAUGAUGGUAUGACCCAAAUUCCAGCAAGGUGGAAGGGGACGUGUGAAGAAGGACAAGAGUUCAACUCUUCCAUGUGUAACCGAAAGCUGAUUGGAGCUAGAUACUUCAAUAAGGGUGUGAUAGCUGCAAAUCCCAGUGUUAACCUAACGAUGAACUCAGCUAGGGACACACAAGGUCAUGGGACUCAUACUUCGUCCACAGCUGCUGGGAAUUACGUGGAAGGCGCGUCCUACUUUGGGUAUGCCAAGGGAACUGCAAGAGGAGUUGCGCCCGGAGCCAGGGUGGCCAUGUAUAAGGUCCUUUGGGAUGAAGGCCGAUACGCUUCUGAUGUUCUUGCUGGUAUGGAUCAAGCUGUCGCGGAUGGUGUUGAUGUGAUUUCCAUUUCCAUGGGAUUUGAUCUAGUGCCAUUGUAUAAGGAUCCUAUAGCUAUAGCUUCAUUUGCUGCCAUGGAGAAGGGUGUGCUAGUUUCAUCUUCAGCUGGGAAUGAAGGCCCAUCUCUUGGGACGUUACACAAUGGAAUCCCAUGGGUGUUGACCGUCGCAGCGGGUACCAUUGAUCGUUCAUUCGCCGGCACUUUGACUCUUGGUAAUGGGUUAACCAUCACAGGAUGGACCAUGUUUCCUGCAAGUGCUUUGGUCCAAGAUCUACCUCUUGUUUAUAACAAGACUUUGUCUGCUUGCAAUUCAUCAGCACUGUUGUCUGGAGCACCUUAUGGCGUCGUUAUAUGCGACAAGGUAGGAUUUAUUUAUGAACAAUUCCAUCACAUUGCUGCGUCAAAGGUUGGAGCGGCUAUAAUUAUUUCCGACGACCCCGAAUUAUUCGAGUUAGGUGGUGUACCUUGGCCUGUUGUGGUGAUCAGCCCCAAGUAUGCAAAGGCUGUGAUUGAUUAUGCCAAAACUGCUCAUAAACCUACAGCCACCAUGAAGUUCCAACAGACCCUCCUGGAUACAAAGCCUGCGCCAGCUGUUGCUUUUUACACAUCAAGAGGUCCUUCCCGCAGCUAUCCCCGCAUCUUGAAGCCGGACGUGAUGGCACCAGGGUCAUUGGUUUUAGCUGCUUGGAUUCCAAAUUCUGAGGCUGCAAUAAUUGGAAAUUUGUCUUUGUCCAGUGAUUACAUCAUGAUUUCCGGAACAUCCAUGGCCUGUCCACAUGCUUCUGGCGUGGCUGCACUCCUGAAAGGAGCACACCCGGAAUGGAGCGUGGCUGCUAUUCGGUCCGCCAUGGUGACCACAGCAAACUCAUACGAUAAUACUUUUAAUAACAUACGGGAUAACGGAUUAAGUUUCGAAAUUGCUUCUCCUCUCGCCAUGGGAGCCGGCCAAAUUGAUCCGAACAGAGCACUUGACCCAGGUCUAAUAUACGAUGCAACUCCACAAGACUACGUCAAUCUCCUCUGCUCCAUGAAUUUCACCACCAAGCAAAUCUUAACCAUCACCAGAUCAAACACUUACACUUGCUCCAACUCAUCUCCAGACCUGAAUUACCCAUCCUUUAUCGCUCUAUACAGCAACAAAUCAACGACAUUCGUCCAGAAAUUCCAGAGAACUGUGACGAAUGUGGGAGAUGGAACAGCAAGUUAUAAGGCUAUGGUGACAGCACCGAAGGGCUCAAAAGUCAUGGUCUCACCGGCAACGCUGGCCUUCCAGAACAAGUAUGAAAAGCUGGACUACACUCUGACUAUAAAGUAUAAGAGUCACAAGGAUGGCAAGGUCUCGUUUGGCUCGCUUACAUGGGUUGAAGAUGAUGGAAAACAUACUGUGAGGAGUCCUAUAGUGGUAUCGCAAGUGGUGACACCAUGGUAAAAGCUUUCGAUUACAGACUAGCUAGUUUGGGAUUAUGUCAUGUUGAUGUUUCAUGUGAACUUCGUUAAUCUGAAUAAAAUAUGGGACCCGCGUAACAAAGAAUAUCUGCAAAAGUAUUGAGUUCCAAAUAUUUAAUUAUAAA